UUGAAACAAGCACAAAAUGGCGUAUAGAAGAGAUGAAAUGUGGUCUGAUGAGCGCUAUGAGUAUGAACGACUUCCACGAGAGCGGCUUCCUCCACGUCCUGAUGAUGACUAUCGAGUAGUCAGCUUAGGACCCAAGAAACCACCACUUCUAGAGAGACCUGGGGAAGGAAGCUACAGUAGAUACGAAUAUAGUCAUGCUCAUGUUGGCUACCGAGAGUAUGAAGAAGGUCGUGGUUUUGCCAAUGAAAGAAGAAGUGGCCCACCAAAUAGAAGUGAUGAUCCAGGGUACAGAUGGCCAAGAGAUGACCAUCCUGCGAGUCGUCAGCCUGAUUACAGGGAUAUCCGAGACGGCAUACGACGAAAAAACCUAUAUCCUCCCUAUGCAAGAGAUCGAUCUCCACAUAAGAGGGAUUCUCCUUACUUCAGGGACUCGCCUGUCAGCCGAAGGGAUUCUCCUCACAGCAGAUCUGGCUCCAGUGUCAGUAGCAGAAGUUAUUCUCCGGACAGAAGUAAAGCCUAUGCUUUCCACCAGUCCCAGCAUGGCAGAAGCGUAUCAUCUUUACAUAAAAGAAAUAUUUCACAAGGUAAGGAAAGAACUUCUUCUCAGCCUUUGAGAACAUCAAGAGAUGUUUCCCCCUCAGGAACCGCAGCAGCAGCACCUUCUAAGGCCUUGGACAAAAGCAGCAGAUUAUCAGAAAAGGAACUUGCAGAGGCUGCAAGUAGGUGGGCAGCUGAAAAAUCAGAGAAAGCAGAUACAAGCAUCUUGCCUGAAGUUUCAAAUUAUGAUGCGGGAUCUUCAGAACCAUUGUAUGUUGAACAACAUAAAGAAACCAGUGCCAAUAUAACAGACAGUAAUGAAUUGUUUGAAGACAGCCAGCACGUUAGUCGUUCAAAGGCAAUUGCUGCAAAGACCAAAGAGAUUGAACAAGUCUACAGGCAAGAUUGUGAAACGUUUGGCAUUGUAGUGAAGAUGCUGAUUGAUAAAGACCCUUCAUUAGAAAAACCCAUCCAGUUUUCCUUGAGACAAAACUUGCAUGAGAUUGGUGAGAGAUGUAUUGAUGAACUUAAACACUUCAUUGCAGAUUAUGAUUCUGCCAGUCAAGAAUUUGAAGAACAGUAAAAUCAAGUCUGGAUUGUUAACAUUAUGUAAAUACUACUUGUUUAAAAGUACUGAAUUCACAUAAACAUCAUACAGCAGAAUUUUUCCUUUGGUCAA
Euleptes europaea (tarantolino) is the source of this 1216-nucleotide messenger RNA. It is a transcript of the gene PPHLN1, whose product is annotated as periphilin 1. Gene Ontology annotation, cellular component: nucleoplasm. The coding region runs from base 17 to 1120 and encodes 367 amino acids. Gene Ontology annotation, biological process: negative regulation of gene expression, epigenetic; protein localization to heterochromatin; negative regulation of DNA-templated transcription. Lineage: Eukaryota; Metazoa; Chordata; Lepidosauria; Squamata; Sphaerodactylidae. The record is from RefSeq and is a predicted model, not a curated record. The transcript is spliced from 9 exons.